Molecule: messenger RNA, 585 nt
Organism: Prunus armeniaca (apricot)
Lineage: Eukaryota; Viridiplantae; Streptophyta; Magnoliopsida; Rosales; Rosaceae
Source: the annotation of a GenBank genome assembly
AUGGCUAGAGCCUCUGUUUUUUUGCUACUUCUUCCCAUUUUCUACUUUGUUGGCACAGCCAACUCUACAGCCACAACAAGUGAUGCAAAUUUCAUAAAGACCUCAUGCAGCGCCACCACCUACCCACAAGUCUGCAUCCAAUCCCUCUCUUCCUACGCCACUUCAAUCCAGCAAAGCCCUCGGCAGCUGGCCCAGGCUGCCCUGUCCGUGAGCCUAACCAGGGCUCAAAAGGCCAAGACAUUUGUGACCAAGUUGGCCAAAUUUAAGGGGCUGAAGGCUAGGGAGUAUGGAGCUCUCAAGGACUGCUUGGAGGAGAUGGGUGAUACCGUGGACAGGCUCAGCAAAUCAGUCAAGGAGCUAAAGAACAUGGGCAAAUCCAAGGGCCAGGAUUUCGUGUGGCACAUGAGCAAUGUGGAGACUUGGGUUAGUGCUGCUUUGACUGAUGACAAUACUUGCCUUGAUGGGUUCUCUGGCAAGGCCUUGGAUGGCAAAAUCAAGGCCUCAAUCAGAGCUCAGGUGCUUAAUGUUGCACAGUGCACUAGCAAUGCUCUGGCCUUGUGCAACAGGUUUGCCUCCAAGCACUGA